CGCCCGGUCAGCCCCGAAGAGUUGCCCGGUGGCCGCGGCAGACGGAAGCCGAGCGAGAGCCUCGGCGGCGGCAGGAUGGGGGACUCCAAAGUGAAAGUGGCCGUCCGGAUCCGGCCCAUGAACCGAAGAGAAAUUGACUUGCAUACCAAAUGUGUGGUGGAUGUAGAUGCAAACAAGGUUAUUCUCAGUCCUGUAAAUACCAAUCUUUCCAAAGGAGAUGCCCGAAGCCAGCCAAAGGUAUUUGCAUACGAUCAUUGUUUCUGGUCUAUGGAUGAAUCUGUCAGAGAAAAGUAUGCAGGUCAAGAUGAUGUUUUCAAGUGCCUUGGGGAGAAUAUCCUUCAGAAUGCUUUUGAUGGCUACAAUGCAUGUAUCUUUGCCUAUGGACAGACUGGAUCUGGGAAAUCUUACACCAUGAUGGGCACAGCUGACCAACCUGGAUUAAUCCCAAGACUUUGCAGUGGACUCUUUGAACGAACCCAGAAAGAGGAAAACGAAGAGCAGAGUUUUAAAGUAGAAGUGUCCUAUAUGGAAAUUUACAAUGAAAAAGUUAGAGACCUUCUUGACCCCAAAGGAAGCCGUCAAACGUUAAGAGUCAGAGAGCACAGUGUGUUUGGACCCUAUGUCGAUGGACUUUCGAAACUGGCUGUCACGGGCUACAAGGAUAUUGAAUCUUUGAUGUCUGAAGGUAACAAAUCUCGUACAGUUGCUGCAACCAACAUGAAUGAGGAGAGCAGCCGAUCACAUGCAGUCUUCAAAAUCACCCUCACACACACUUUAUAUGAUGUGAAGUCCGGGACAUCUGGAGAGAAAGUGGGCAAGCUGAGCUUGGUUGAUUUAGCUGGCAGCGAGCGAGCGACGAAAACGGGAGCUGCAGGUGACAGGCUGAAGGAGGGCAGCAACAUCAACAAGUCCCUCACAACCCUCGGUCUGGUUAUCUCAGCCCUAGCAGAUCAGGGUGCUGGCAAAAACAAGAAUAAAUUUGUUCCAUAUCGUGACUCAGUUCUCACUUGGCUGCUCAAAGACAGUCUUGGGGGUAAUAGCAAGACAGCCAUGGUGGCUACCGUGAGUCCGGCCGCUGACAACUAUGACGAAACCCUUUCAACCCUGCGGUAUGCGGAUCGUGCCAAGAACAUCGUGAACCACGCUGUGGUGAAUGAGGAUCCCAACGCACGGAUUAUCCGGGAUCUCCGAGAAGAAGUAGAAAAACUCCGAGAGCAGCUAACCAAAGCAGAGGCACUGAAAUCUCCAGAGCUGAGAGACAGGCUGGAAGAGUCCGAGAAGCUAAUCCAGGAAAUGACGGUGACCUGGGAGGAGAAGUUGAGGAAAACCGAGGAGAUCGCCCAGGAGCGACAGAAACAGCUUGAGAGUCUUGGAAUAUCUCUUCAAUCUUCUGGAAUUAAGGUUGGGGAUGAUAAAUGUUUCCUCGUUAAUCUGAAUGCCGAUCCUGCUCUGAACGAACUUCUGGUUUACUACUUAAAGGAACAUACACUGAUAGGUUCAGCAAAUUCCCAAGAUAUCCAACUAUGUGGAAUGGGAAUUCUUCCUGAACAUUGUAUCAUAGACAUCACAUCAGAAGGCCAGGUUAUGCUGACUCCUCAAAAGAACACCAGAACAUUUGUAAAUGGCUCCUCUGUAUCCAGUCCUAUUCAGCUACACCAUGGGGACAGGAUAUUAUGGGGGAACAACCACUUCUUCAGACUUAAUUUGCCUAAAAAGAAAAAGAAAGCAGGUGGAGAAGCUGAGGAACAAGACACGUCCAUGAAGAAUGACACCAGUUCUGAGCAGCCGGACGUGGAUGGAGACUCGUCCAGCGAGGUGUCCAGUGAAAUCAGCUUCAAUUACGAGUACGCGCAGAUGGAGGUAACCAUGAAGGCGCUGGGCAGUAACGAUCCCAUGCAGUCAAUACUGAACAGCUUAGAACAACAGCACGAGGAAGAGAAGCGGUCGGCCUUGGAGCGCCAGAGGCUCAUGUACGAACAUGAACUGGAGCAGCUCCGGAGACGGCUGUCUCCUGAGAAGCAAAACUGUCGUAGUUCAGACAAGUUUUCCUUCCACUCACCCAGCGCUCAGCAGCGAUUGAGGCAGUGGGCGGAAGAGAGAGAAGCAACACUGAAUAACAGCCUGAUGAGGCUGAGGGAACAAAUCGUUAAGGCCAAUCUGUUGGUGAGAGAAGCUAGUUACAUUGCGGAAGAACUGGAUAAACGAACAGAGUAUAAAGUAACCCUACAGAUUCCAGCUUCCAGCCUCGAUGCCAACAGGAAGCGAGGCUCUCUCCUUAGUGAACCUGCCAUCCAGGUGAGAAGAAAAGGAAAAGGGAAGCAGAUUUGGUCUUUGGAAAAACUGGACAACAGGUUAUUGGAUAUGAGAGAUCUUUAUCAGGAGUGGAAGGAGUGUGAAGAAGAUACCCCAGUGAUACGGUCUUACUUCAAGCGUGCGGAUCCGUUCUAUGAUGAGCAGGAAAAUCACAGUCUCAUUGGGAUGGCUAAUGUCUUCCUGGAGUCCCUCUUCUAUGAUGUGAAGUUACAAUAUGCUGUUCCAAUCAUCAACCAGAAAGGAGAGGUGGCAGGCCGGCUGCACGUGGAGGUGAUGCGCAUUAGCGGUGACACCGGGGAGAGGAUUGCGGGGGGUGACGAUGCUGCUGCGGAUGCGUCCUUUGAUAAGGAGACCCAGGAGAACAACCUCGUGUGCAUGGUUAAAAUACUUCAAGCCACUGGCUUGCCACAGCAUCUGUCCCACUUUGUAUUCUGCAAAUACAACUUCUGGGAUCAACAGGAGCCAGUAAUUGUUGCACCCGAGGUGGAUACCUCAUCCUCUCCUGUCAGCAAGGAGCCUCAGUGCAUGGUUGUCUUUGAUCAUUGCAAUGAAUUUUCGGUUGGCAUCACUGAAGACUUUAUCGAGCAUCUUUCAGAAGGGGCUUUGGCAAUUGAAGUCUAUGGCCAUAAGAUGAAUGACCCUCGGAAAAACCCAACCCUGUGGGAUUUGGGGAUUAUCCAAGCAAAAACACGCAGUCUUCGGGACAGAUGGAGCGAAGUCACCAGGAAAGUGGAAUUCUGGGUUCAAAUCUUGGAACAGAAUGAGAAUGGUGAAUACUGCCCUGUAGAGGUAAUUCCUGCAAAGGACGUGCCAACAGGUGGAAUCUUCCAACUCCGGCAGGGGCAGUCCCGGCGAGUCCAAGUGGAAGUCAAGUCUGUGCAGGAAUCUGGGACUUUACCGCUGAUGGAAGAAUGUAUAUUGUCUGUUGGCAUUGGAUGUGUAAAAGUCAGGGCGCCGAGAUCGCCCAAGACUCACGAAACCAUCCAUGAGGAAGAGGAGGACAUGGACAGUUACCAGGAUCGGGAUUUAGAGAGACUACGUAGAAAAUGGCUAAAUGCGUUAACAAAGCGUCAGGAGUACUUAGAUCAACAACUGCAAAAGCUUGUCAGUAAACAUGAUAAAACAGAGGAUGACGCCGACCGCGAAGCUCAGCUCCUAGAGAUGAGGUUGACUCUGACUGAGGAGAGGAACGCGGUCAUGGUCCCCUCAGCUGGCAGCGGGAUACCAGGGGCCCCGGCAGAAUGGACGCCGGUUCCUGGGAUGGAAACACACAUUCCCGUUAUAUUCCUUGACUUAAAUGCUGAUGAUUUCAGCUCUCAGGAUAAUCUUGAUGACCCAGAAGCUGGUGGAUGGGACGCUACCCUGACUGGAGAAGAAGAGGACGAGUUCUUUGAACUGCAGAUUGUCAAACAGCAUGAGGGAGAGGUGAAAGCGGAAGCCUCCUGGGACUCUGCAGUGCACAACUGCCCUCAGCUGAGUAAAGGCACACCCGCGGAUGAGCGAGUGUUUCUCAUCGUGCGGGUGACCGUCCAGCUCAGCCAUCCGGCCGACAUGCAGUUGGUAUUACGCAAGCGCAUUUGUGUCAGUGUUCACGGCCGGCAGGGUUUUGCUCAGAGUCUCCUAAAAAAGAUGUCACAUCGAAGUUCUAUUCCAGGCUGUGGAGUGACCUUUGAAAUUGUCUCCAAUAUUCCAGAGGAUGCCCAGGGAGUAGAGGAACGAGAAGCAUUAGCAAGAAUGGCAGCUAAUGUUGAAAACACGGCUUCUGCUGACUCGGAGGCAUAUAUUGAGAAAUACCUCAGGAGUGUGCUGGCAGUGGAGAACCUUCUCACGUUAGAUCGUCUUCGCCAGGAAGUUGCAGUGAAGGAACAGUUGACAGGAAAAGGGAAGCUGAACAGGAGGAGUAUUAGCUCUCCAAAUGUGAACAGACUAUCUGGCAGCCGACAGGAUCUUAUUCCAUCCUACAGUCUAGGUAGCAACAAGGCCCGGUGGGAAAGUCAACAGGAUGUCUCGCAAACUGCCGUUUCUAGAGCAGCCACUCCGACUGCCCCAUCUCCCCCUGGUCGUCCCCAGAAUAACCAUUCUCCUGAUCCAGGAUUCAGUAACCUAGCAGCUUCCUACUUGAGUCCAGUAAGGUCCUUCGUGCCGCAGAUGCCGAAGCUGCUGAAGUCUCUCUUCCCCGUCCGCGACGAGAAAAGGGGCAAACAGCCAUCUCCCCUCACACAUCAGCCCGUGCCUCGAAUCAUGGUGCAGUCCGCCCUCCCGGAUGCCGGAGUGCCCAGGACGGUGGAGGACGAAAGUGCUCUUCUGGCCUCCAGCGAAGCUGCUCAGCGAGAGAGCGCGGGGCUGCACGUGGCCCCCGACGUGCCCGUGGCCUUGCCGGCCGCCCCCUCGCCCAAGACCUACGACGGGCCCCCGAGACCUGCGCCCACCUCCCCGGCCCCCGAGGGUGCGAACGGGCCGCCCAGCCCCCUGAGCGAGGCGUCCAGCGGCUACUUCUCGCACAGCGUCUCCACCGCCACCCUGUCGGACGCCUGCAGCCCCGGCCUGGAUGCCGCGGCGUCGCCCCCUCCCGGACCCAGCCCGGCCACCCUCGAGCCCGAGCCCCCGGCCGCGCCCAUCACGUCCUGCACCCCGCCCGGCCCGGCAGAGCGGAUGGCGCCGGGAGACGGCGCGGCCGCGGGCCCCGUCGGGGCUGCAGCGGUGAAGCGGGACGAGGCAGCAGGCCGCCCCGCGCAUGACCGGCAGGGCAGGAGUGACCCUGCCGCCGCCCCCCGGAAGCCGGAGAGCCCCCAGCCCCAGGCGAAGCCGGCCGCCGGCCCACGGCCCGACAUCUCCAGGCCGCCGCCGCCGCCUGCUGACCCCAGGUGCCAGCCGCCCGCUCCGGCCCCUCCCUUCAGGAUCCAGAAGGUGCGGACCUCGGAGCUGAAGUCAUUCACACGCAUGCUCGGAGGGGACCCCGGCGGCCCCCCGGAGAGCGAGGAGGACCCGCUGGCCUCAGGGGGCCCGGGCGUCGGCAGCGCUGGGGCAGAGGCCCCGGGAAAGCUGGAAGUCUCCUCGGAUUCUGAAGAAGCCAGUGAGGUCCCAGAGUGGCUCAGAGAGGGAGAAUAUGUGACCGUGGGCACCAACAAGACAGGCAUCGUGAGAUACGUGGGGCCCACUGACUUCCAGGAGGGCACGUGGGUCGGAGUGGAGCUAGACUUACCUUCAGGUAAGAACGACGGCUCUAUCGGCGGGAAGCAGUACUUCAAGUGCAACCCCGGUUACGGGCUGCUGGUGAGGCCGGGCCGCGUGCGCAGGGCGGCGUGCGCGGGGCGGCGGCGCAGCGCGGGGCUCCGGCCGCAAGGCGCCCCCGAGCCCCGCAGGAGCGGCGCGCUCUCUGGCUCCGCCACCAACCUGGCCUCGCUGACGGCGGCGCUGGCCAAGGCCGAGGGCGCGGCGGGGCGGGCCGAGCGCGCCCCCGGGAACCCGGAGAACCGCAAGUCCUGGGCCAGCUGAGCGGCGGGGUGGCCGCCUCCCGUCCUUCCUGGGCGGGCGACGGACAGAGGGCGCGGGGCCCCUCCGCGCCUUUGCGGGCACAGCCCUGGGCGGGCCCUCCAGCCCCUCUCCGUGGGGACAGGCCGGGAAUGCUUUCUGCACGUCGCGGGGCUGGUGACCUCUGCCUGUUUCUCCCUCUCCCCAGAGAGUGAGGCGGCGUGGCAGCCGGGCCGCGGGUGGAAGGUUCUAGGAGCCCAGCGUGGUCCCGGAUUGUGGAGAGCGGGGUUCCGCCGUCUUCCUGGGCCUGGGGCCGCCCCGACUGCGGCCGCUGUUGCUCUUUGUUCUGUG
This is a messenger RNA of Kogia breviceps (pygmy sperm whale), 6135 nucleotides long. The record is from RefSeq and is a predicted model, not a curated record. Lineage: Eukaryota; Metazoa; Chordata; Mammalia; Artiodactyla; Physeteridae.